AUGUCAAUAGAACUCAACUGGGAGACGCUCACUACGGGCCCCGAUGGAGAGGCACUAGCCCUCCGCAUCCGUGACUUCAUCCACACAAAAUUUCAGGCUGUGCCUCUCCCACGGUUCAUUAAGUCUGUCAAAGUACACGACUUUGAGUUUGGAACCAUCGCGCCUGAGCUGGAGCUCAAGGACAUUACCGACCCGUUGCCAGACUUUUAUGAGGAGAAUCCGGAUAUUGAGGACGAUGAGGAGGAAGAGGAUGCUGUUGAGGAACCCCCGCUGCCGCCACCACAGCAGCAUGUACCAAGAGAGCUGAGCGCAGCUGAGAGAAGGAGGCAAAGGGAAGAGGCAUCACUGCCACCAAGGCUAAGGACGCAUGCGCUGAGAGGGCAGUCUGGAGACUUUCCGAGCCCGUUUUUGGGCGUGUCAACGCCGGGGAUUCUGGGUGGUGCGUCGAAUUUACACUAUUUUCAGUCGCACUUGGGAACCGGCUGGUCGGGGACCCAGACGCCACUCGCAGCGGUAGCCGGCGCGCACCACAGGCUGGACUCAUCGGCCAUGGCAUCUCCUGUGGGUUCACCAUUGCUGAAUGGCUACUCGCCGAGUCACAGCCGGCACGCAUCGCAAAGCUCAAUAUCCGUCAGCGACUUCAACCCCGCAGCCUUUGCUCAGCAAAACCAACAGCAACAGCAGGACCUGAGGGAGAAGGCGAGCGUGUCUACACUAGCACCAACAUCCGCGGGAGCGUCGAGGCCGCCCACAAGGGACACGCACAUUGCUUCCGGGUCUGCGCCCAUUGAGGAGGAAGAGGAUGAAGAGGCACCUGACGAGAAUGCGCCAAGAUUCCGGGAGCCCAAGCCAGAUGACUUGCAGGCCGUAUUCCGUAUUCGGUAUGCGGGCGACGUGCGGCUGCGGCUGACGGCGGAGAUCCUGCUUGAUUACCCGAUGCCCAGCUUCGUGGGAAUACCCGUGCAACUAAGUGUCACGGGUCUGACGUUUGACGGGGUGGGAGUGAUGGCGCACAUCAGAAAAAGGAUACACUUUUGCUUCUUGAGCCCUGAAGAUGCGGUCACGGCGGUUGGUGCGGACGAGGCGGGACCCAGCGAGCCUGGAAAGAGGUUCGGAGGUCUUUUGCAGGAGAUUCAGGUCGAGAGCGAGAUCGGGCUCCGAGAUGGUGGGAAACAGAGCCUCAAGAACGUUGGCAAGGUGGAGAGGUUUGUGUUGGAACAGGUGCGAAGGAUAUUUGAGAAUGAGUUUGUGUAUCCCAGCUUCUGGACAUUUCUGGUCUAG
Messenger RNA from Colletotrichum truncatum, 1281 nucleotides. RefSeq names its product Mitochondrial distribution and morphology protein 12. The record is from RefSeq and is a predicted model, not a curated record. Gene Ontology annotation, cellular component: ERMES complex. Gene Ontology annotation, biological process: mitochondrion organization; phospholipid transport. Lineage: Eukaryota; Fungi; Ascomycota; Sordariomycetes; Glomerellales; Glomerellaceae. Gene Ontology annotation, molecular function: lipid binding.